Akanthomyces muscarius is the source of this 1104-nucleotide messenger RNA. RefSeq lists its product as uncharacterized. Gene Ontology annotation, cellular component: preribosome, large subunit precursor; nucleolus; nuclear periphery. The record is from RefSeq and is a predicted model, not a curated record. Lineage: Eukaryota; Fungi; Ascomycota; Sordariomycetes; Hypocreales; Cordycipitaceae. The transcript is spliced from 3 exons. Bases 1 to 1104 code for a protein of 367 amino acids. Gene Ontology annotation, biological process: ribosomal large subunit biogenesis; rRNA processing.
AUGGAACCCCAAAAGGCCAAGCUGCGAAAGCAGUCCAAAGUCUCUCGCAAUGCUGCUACGAAGGUCUCGUCGCAUGCUGGCGAUUCUUCCGACGAAAACGAAAAUGGCGCUCUCAAGUUUGACAUUGACGGCAUUGACGACAGUGAUACGUCUGAAUCGUCUAUUGAGUUGGAGAAACGCCUUCCCAAAAGCCGUAGAUCCGCCGAAUCGAAGAACACGCCUUCUGCAGAUGAUGAUGACGACGACGACGAUGACGACGAUGACGAAGACAUUCCCGUCUCAGACCUCGAAGAUCUAAACGAAGAAGAUCGCGAGGACCUUAUUCCGCACACGCGGUUAACUAUAAACAAUACGUCAGCCCUGCUUGCAUCUCUCGACCGCAUAUCCAUUCCUACAGGCAAUGAUGUGCCUUUCGCGACGCAUCAGAUCAUCGUCUCAUCCGCUACGACGGCCGAGUCCAUUCCUGAUGUAUCAGACGACCUUCAGCGAGAGCUUGCUUUCUACACCCAGUGCCUCGAAGCAGCCCGACAGGGUAGAAGCAAACUUCUAACCGAAGGUGUACCCUUUUCUCGGCCAAAGGACUAUUUCGCCGAAAUGGUUAAGGAAGAUGCGCACAUGGAAAAGGUCAAAGCCAAGCUGGUUGAAGAAGCCUCUGCAAAGAAAGCCUCUGCCGAAGCGCGUAAGCAGCGCGACCUGAAGAAGUUCGGCAAACAAGUCCAGGUUGCAAAACUGCAAGAGCGACAAAAGGCCAAGCGUGAAACGCUAGAGAAGAUCAAAACGCUGAAGAGAAAGCGUCAAGACUCCGGCGGGGACAUGGGCACUAAGGAAGGUGAUUUGUUUGACGUGGCAGUCGACGACGAGAUCUCCAAGCACUCGCAGCGCUCUACUGCGGGCCGGUCAUCGUCGAGCACAAACUCGAAGCGCCAAAAGAAGAACGAUAAAUUUGGUUUUGGUGGUAAGAAGAAGCAUGUCAAAUCCGGCGACGCGAUGAGCUCGGGCGAUUUGAGUGGCUUCAACGCCAAGAAGAUGAAGGCUGGUGGCGCCAAGUUUAAAAAGUCGAGCCGCCCUGGCAAGAGCAGGAGAAAGGCCAUGACAAGCAAAUAA